AUGGACAUCGAUAAUAUUUUAGUUCGUGAUAAAAAGCAAAAAUUCAAGGUAUUCUUUGAAGGAAUAGAAGCAAUAAAUAAACUUGUAGUUUUGACCGCAGAAAUAUCACCAUUUGUACCGGAAUUACGGAUGUUUUUUGACAAUGCUGAAAAAUAUUUACCAGGAUUUGGAUAUCUUUAUGAAAUGGGAAUAACAAGAAAAAGUAUAUUCUGUAAAAAUGUUUUAAUUAUGACAAAUGGAUACGGAUUUUUUGCCGUUGUUUUCGUCGAUGAAAAAUUAAAUAUGGCAAAAGCGAAAACGACUAAAGAACGCUUUGUAAAAGAAAAUCUUAAAAAUUUGGAUGUCAUCUCGGUUGUGGGCGUCGCGAUAGCCCACAAAAAGGAAGAAAUUAGCUUUAUCAGUGACGUGGAUUCUUCAAUAGCAGCGGCUAUUGCAAAAGUUCAUGCAUCAGGAAUUAUCAAUAUAAUGAAUUCAUCGAAUAUUAAAAUCGAUGUUGACAAAAUUGGCGGUUCUUCAUUAUUGAAUGAGCAAUCAAAUAAAAAUUCAUCAAGCGAUCGGAAGAUUGAAGAUAAAGAGGAAAAUUUAAGACCUUUAAGAACUCAACAACUCAGAACAAUUUUAGGAAAUUUAUACGAUCGAGAACAUCAACGCGAACAAAAUUUCAAUCAAAAAAUCUCUCAAGCACUCGAGCAAGAAAAAAAAUAUCAACAAGAAAUACACAAUUUCCAAAUCAAAGUCAGUAAUCUCACAGAUGAAAUUGCCAGAUUAAACUAUGAAUCUGAAACAAGAAACAUUGAAAUUGAGAAAAUGAAGAAAGAAAUUUUAAGUCCGCAAGAGGAGAAUUGUAAUCUGAUCAAUCAAGUUGAUUUAGAUAGAGCAAAGAAAGAAUUCUCUGACGAAACGAAAUUUCAAAUGAAACUAAAAUGGGAGCGGGAACAGCAAAAAGAAGAAAGACAGGAUUUUCAGGAACGAAUCGAAAUGUUAAUUAAUCAGAAACUUGAACUUGAGUAUAUGAUUAAAAAGAUUCAAAACAAUGGAGAUUACGAUAUUUAUAAAAGGCAAGUUGAUGGUCAACCAGACAAAUUAUCACCAUCCACGUCUAAUGUGCAUGAACUCAACAUAGGAAAUGAAAAUGAUUGGAGAACUGCACCAAUUUUUAGUAAGCCUCCCGAAAAUAUCGUGGAUGGACCUUAUUUGGCUGACGACUACUCCACAAAACCAGAAGAGGAACCACAAUUACCUUUCUCUAAGGAUCCGGUUCCCAAAAAUUUUCAUAACAGCGAUAAUUUAUAUGAUGCACAACCUUCAACUUAUGCAUCGCCUCGAUACGCCGAUCUUGCAGUCGCAUCCCAAAAGCAACAAUUGAACACACCCGCGCUAAUUAAAAGACUCAAAUUAGAAAAACCGGUAAAAGGACAACGACUACUCCCUUUAUUUGGCGCACCGGCAGAUGAUAACGGAGGAAACACAUCUACUGAAACGGUAGUCAGUUUCCGUGAUAGUAGUUCCACUGAGACUUCCGAUACUGUGGUUGAUAAUGGUACAGGAAGAGGACUUAACGUUAAGGGAAAAGAUAAAAUAGAGCAAAUUCGAGGAAAAAAUCAAUUGGUUAGUCCUUCGGAAAUUGAAGAAUAG
Ambispora gerdemannii is the source of this 1635-nucleotide messenger RNA. NCBI's taxonomy places the organism in Eukaryota, Fungi, Glomeromycota, Glomeromycetes, Archaeosporales, Ambisporaceae. The record is from the annotation of a GenBank genome assembly.